CUGGACGCGGCCGAUAUGCACUAGACUGGUGACUCAGCGACUGGCAUGACACCAGCAGGACAGUUAUCGGCAGUGCAGCGCCUUAUGUGAAGGUUGUUGGUGCUCUGAGCCACAAUUCUGCCCGCAAGUGGAGAAGAAUGAGGAGAACAAAACUCUGAGAAUUACAGUUUCUGCACUUGACUUGCAGUUUUUGAAGGUAUUGUUUUUGUGCUAGUGACCUUCAAGAAGCCAACACAUCAUCAUGGCCCAAGUAAAUGAUAUGGAAUACUUAGUUCGGUGUUUUACUUUUGCAAUGCUUAAACGUAAUAAGAUGCAAGAGAUGGAGAAAAAAAUUGUCCCACAGAAUACCACAGAGGAAAUGUUUGCAUAUAUUUGGGGACUGGAUGAAGCCCACAGUUAUCUGGCACCAAAACUAUGUUUUCCCAGUAAGUCAAAAGGUAAUGCUACUCAAUACUGCAGACAAGGGGAUAUGGCCUUCAGAAAACACAAACUAUGUGAGGCACUUAAAUAUUACAACUUGGCUAUACUAUCAGCACCACACCCAGAUAGUGAAAGUAGUCCCAGAAAAGGGGCAACGAGUCUUAAUCAAGUAGAAAGCAUUUUGGCUCAAGCUUUUAAGUCCCGAUCAGUUGUUUUGUUUGAAAUAAAACGAUAUGAAAAGUGUUCAGAUGACAUUGAUCUGGCUCUGAAGUUUGGGUAUCCACAAACAUCUUGCAAAAAAUUAUUAGACAUGAAAAUCAAGUGCCAAAAAUUGAUCUCAGCUGAUAAAGAAAGGGUGAAUCCUUCAGCCAAAGCUCUAGGCCCUGAUGAUUUAUACUUUGCAUUUGAAAUUCCCAAUCCUCCACCCUUAGCUGAGUCCAACCCCACUAUCCCAUCACUGAGCAGUGCUGUCAAAAUGACCUUCUCACAAACCAUGGGACGGCAUGUGAUUGCUGCCAAAGACAUUAAUCCAGGAGAGAUAUUGGGUGUUGAUGAAGGUUACUGCAGUGCGGUGUUCUUUGAAGACAUGAAAACUUAUUGCACUGUAUGUCUGACAAGGUGUUUGACUCCUCUCCCCUGCCCUUGCUGUAGUAUGGUGAUCUUUUGCAGUGAGGAGUGUCAGAAACAAGGACUAUCAGGUUGUCAUUGGCAAGAGUGCCCUAUUCUGCCAACGUUUUCUGCUCUGGACAUGGGCAAGAACCCUUAUUUAGCAUACAGAAUAUUGAUGAAGAUCUCCCAUGUCAGGCUCAAGGAGAUAAUGCCACUGCUACAAUGUGAGGCCAAAACUCAGGCUCCUGAGACACUCGGCUUCAAUAAGGAAGGAAUCUAUGAUGCUACAGACUAUAGAUCAGUGUACCACUUAGUUACCAAUAAAGACAAGCGAUCGAAAUCUGAUCUGAUCCGGAGAUGUAUGCAAGCUUUUAUUGUAACCAAACUCUUGCAACAGAGCGGGCGCUACUUCCUCGAUAGUGAUGGGAAACCACUUGCUCCAAGCCAUGAAGAUAUCAUCUUGACCGGUAGCACACUUAUCCAUCACAUGAUGAACCUCAUCUGUAAUGCUGAAGCCGAUGGAAUUAUGGAGAUUGAUUUGACUGACCCUAUGAUGGGAAGUAUAAAUGAGUCAUUUGGCUUUGGAAUUUACCCAGGAGUAUGUCUUCUAAACCACUCUUGCAAUCCAACUUGUGCAAGAAUUACCUAUGGUAAGUCAGAAAUGAUAAGAGCUAAACAUUUUAUUCCUGCUGGCGGUCCAUUAACCAUCUCCUACUGUGAAGACUUCACAGAAAUGGAACUAAGAUCCAGGAGGUCAACACUUUUGACACAAUACCAUUUUACGUGCAAAUGUGAUGCUUGUGAAAAUAAUUGGCCAACUGGUUUGUGUAUUCCUCCAAUUGUUUCACUAAAAUGUAUCAAAUGUGAUCAGGUAGUCAACUCCGACACAAAGAAAUGCUUGCAAUGUCAGUUGAACUAUGAUGAACCAAAUGUAGAGGCAGGCAGACAGAAUGUAAAUCUGUACAACUACAGGCACAUCAUUACUAAGAUAGGAGUAGCUCAGGGGGAGUAUUUCAAAGCCAAACAAAAUAUAUCUACAAAAGGCAUCGUUUCAAAUGAAGACUUAAAGUCUGUACGGAUUCUAAUAAAGCUUUUGUGUAAGUAUGCGAAGCAGCCAUGUAUUUCUCUCGUAGAUGCAGGCAAUACUUUACGGUACUGCCUUUCACUUCGUGGUUCACACAUGUAUGUUAGGAGAGAUGGUAUCUGUAAUAUACCAUUCAAAUUUUAAAAUCUGAUUUGAUACAGCAUUAUGAAAUAAUGUUAGGAACCCAUCAAGCAGUAACUUUUGGAAAAUCUUUGCUUAGAAUUUACGUAACUUCUAUGGAUAUUAAAAUUUGAAAUUGUUUUGUAUAAACUUGAGGUUUUUCUUUUUGAAUUUCUUGUUAUAAGAUUAGGUUGAAUUUAAAAGCCUAUAAUGAUGCUUGUGGUUUUCAACAUAUGGAAUACAGUACCAGGGUUUUGUCAGUGUAACAGUUUGUAGGGUUUUUAGUAUACAAUAAGUAUAUUAUUAUUUUUCUCUAAAAUAUACCCUGGAUGUUGUAGCCUUUUGUUAGAAGGCUUAUCAUGUUCAAUGGCAGGAUAUGCUAUCAAGGUGGCCAUGUUCAAAUAUUUUUAUUCUCACAAGCUGCACCUUCUCAGUCAGUUGAGUCAAUUAUGGUUGACUCAAGGUUCAUUGAGGGGUACAAACCCACUUUUACAUCUGACAAUAUAUUGGUGUCUAAUGAAAAAUCAUUGCCGAUCAUCCUAACUCCAAAAAGGGACUGCAUGUUCGUGAUCAAAGAUGAUGGUCACAGUCAAUGAAGUUUACCUUGCUUGAAGAAUAGUCCAUAGUUAUCAAUUGAUUGUUACAAAAUUAACACAACUAAAAGGAAUGAUCAUUUUCCAGCAACCCACAUUCCUGAACAUCUAAUUUAGUAAGACAUUUUCUUAGUGUACACUUUCCAACUCUCACUGUUUUGCAUAACCCUAAACCUGACCUAAUAUUAAAUCUGUAACACAUGCCACCCACUGUUAGACUGAUUCAAAAUCCAGUGGUUGCUCUGGCUUGCAACCAUGUUCUGACCUUACUAGAACAGAUCUGGCUUUAUAUAACCUAACCUUCUAGAAUCUUUGAGAACCAAUGUACAAAAUGAGCUUCUCUUUCUGGAUCUAAGGACUUCCUAAUUGGGUUGCUUAAAUCUCACAGGUCUCGUGCCAAUGACCCAUGGAUCAUAAACUAAGGAUUGACAUGGAAUCCCUCAAAGAAAUUGGCAGGAAUUGAGAAGAUUAACGUAUAUAUUUUAUGGCUGCUGUGGGUUUGAAUCACAUGGGAAUAACUGAGAGUUGCAAUCCCUGAGUCAAGCAACAGAUAAAAUAAAAUUUAUUUGACCCUGAUUCAGAUGUGUGCUCUGCUAACAGCUCAGACAUAAACUGACAUUGUCCACCUGGGUAGUCCAACCUACUGUUAAAUAUUUCAAAACAAUAUGUAGAUUCUGACACGUUAUUGCAGUGGGAUAUUUCUUGAAGGUCACAUGUUUCAUUCAAGAGAUAGGAUUAAAUUGUUUGGGAUCUCAUUUUAUAACUGAACUCUAAUGUUUGUUCUUAAUACCAAAUUCGGCCUUGGUUCAGUUUUGUAAGUACUGUACAGUACUGUAGUAAAAAUUGUAUUAUACAGGGGAUACUGUAUACAUUAUACAAAUAUAAUAUUAAUACUGUAUUAGUAAACAGUUUUCAUUGUUCUUCAUUAGUAAAUAUUAAGAUGAAUAGCUGUAUGAGGUACAGUUUAGAGAAUGGUGCCAUCAAUUAUGGAUUUUUUUUUUACUUCAAUUGCACCUUAAGUGUUAAGUAUUGAUGUUAUGACUAAUAAAAUAGUCAAAUAAUUUGUUAACCAUUUUAUUAUUAUAGGAAGAUUCUUGAUGAUGUCACUGUUGAUGCAUGGUUUGUUGGGGCUCACUAGACAAGUGUCUCCCACAUUAUACAGUACUUGUACAGUGUAUUGGCAGUGCUAAUGUGCUGCUAUAGUACAUAUUUCAAGUUAGUAGCAUAUCUGGCAUGUUGUUGGCAGCCACUACAUCGGAAGUGUUUGUUUAACCCCUUUAGUACAAUGACAUAAUCUCCAGAAAAUAGUGUCAUCUUAAUCCAUGAAACAUAUGAAAGGGGUUAAGUUAUCCUACAUCCUACUUCUUGGGGUAAUACUGCAGGACCUCUGUUAUCCAUAAUGUAUUGGGAAUGUCUAAGAGUUUGUGUUUCUCAUGAGAUACCUAUAUAAUAUAGAAAACAAUAAAUAGUACCAUAUUAUCAGCAAGGCACAAUCAGACAUGUUGCAUCGGACAGCUUUUUAGGCUAUCCCUGGUUUGUGUCGCUGUUUACAAUUACAGUACAGUAUUACUGUAUAUACUGUACCUGCACUUGUCUCGGUGCUUAGAAAUGUGUAUAUACCUGUACUCUCAUGGCCUAUGUGCACCAUGUAUCUAUAUUGUUUAUAUUCAUGUUGACCUGCAUACCAAUAAUACUGUAUACAUGUCUAUCCAAUUGUAAACCUACAAGAUAAUUUUACUGAGUAUACAAGUACAUUACAGUAUACUAUACACUUAUUAUUAUGUACUUGAGCAUCUAGCAUGUACCAGUAGAUAUCCAUUUGCUGGCUUAAAAUAUCAUAAAUACUACAGAACACUGUAUACAAGCAUAUAAUAAAUUCAGACAUAAAGGAGGCCCAAUUCUUGCCUUUGUCUAACUCCUUUAUAAUUAUUUACCUAAUGACCACCCACUACAGCAGAAUAACCUACUGUCCCUCUUCUUUGUGUUACAGGUACUUGUUUUAUUAUUAUUAUUAUUAUUAUUAUUUUUUUUUUUUUUUUUUUUGUUGGAGCAAAAUAAUGUAGAAUUAUGAGGCUGUAUAGGUAAGCUGUCUUAGGAAGUGUGUGGAACCAUCAAUGCCAUUGGUGCAUUGCUUGGUGCUCCUGAGAAUUAUUCUCUUGGACUGCCUGAGUACCAGUAAUCAGGAACGAAUUUGAGCUUGGCUAUAGAGAAUGGACCAUAUUAGUAAUACAGUGUAUUUGCAAUUUUUAUAGGUGUUUAUAAGUUUAAUUAUCAUGUAAAGUUGAAAUACCUGUAAUGAUGUUGCUAAUUUAUUUAUGACUAUUCUGUAAUUUGGUUUCAAUUUAUUUUUCAAUAGAAUUAUAAGGAAUUGUACAAAAUCUUCAAUCAUUUAUCUAAUUUUGAUUAAUUUUAUUAGCCUAAGUAGUAAUAAAAAAUACUAUACAUAAGAAUUAGGUACAGUACAUUUCUAUAUGGUAUAUCUCUAGUCUUUCAUGUGAACUACUGUACGGAGUAUUGUGAUGCUAACAUAGUUUUUCUCUUUUGUAUUAAAUAACAGUGACAAC
Molecule: messenger RNA, 5390 nt
Organism: Homarus americanus (American lobster)
Lineage: Eukaryota; Metazoa; Arthropoda; Malacostraca; Decapoda; Nephropidae
Product: SET and MYND domain-containing protein 4-like
Exons: 6
Coding region: 242-2257 (671 amino acids)
Molecular function (GO): protein binding
Source: RefSeq, a predicted model, not a curated record